Messenger RNA from Odobenus rosmarus divergens (Pacific walrus), 2318 nucleotides. RefSeq names its product sorting nexin 5 (gene SNX5). The coding region runs from base 322 to 1536 and encodes 404 amino acids. Gene Ontology annotation, molecular function: dynactin binding; phosphatidylinositol binding. NCBI's taxonomy places the organism in Eukaryota, Metazoa, Chordata, Mammalia, Carnivora, Odobenidae. The record is from RefSeq and is a predicted model, not a curated record. Gene Ontology annotation, biological process: pinocytosis; intracellular protein transport. The transcript has 14 exons. Gene Ontology annotation, cellular component: endosome.
UUUCUUGAGACGGGCGUUGUUGAGAGUACUCGUUGCUCCGAGUCCUUGUCGCGGCCCUGCGAUCGGCCGUUUCCGCGUGGCCCGGAGCGAGGGUAGGCCACGCGUAGCUUUUUUGCCCGGCUCCAAGAUGGACGGCAGCGGGGACGGGGGAGGCCGCUCUGGGGGAGCACGUGGCGCGCCGCUGGCCUUUCCCGGGGCUGCUGGGAUGGUGGCGGAAUCCGGAGGCCUCCCGCCGCCGUCGGGCAGGGAGGCUGGCGGCGGCGGCCCAGCCUCUUCUUUCCUCGCACAGCCAGAAGGCCGCCGCUCGAGGCCCGCGUCGCCAUGGCCGCGGUUCCCGAGUUGCUGCAGCAGCAGGAGGAGGACCGCAGCAAGCUGAGAUCUGUAUCUGUGGACCUGAAUGUUGAUCCCUCGCUUCAGAUUGACAUACCCGAUGCACUCAGUGAGAGAGAUAAGGUCAAAUUUACAGUGCACACCAAGACCACGCUGCCCACGUUUCAGAGCCCAGAGUUUUCUGUUACAAGGCAACAUGAAGACUUUGUGUGGCUACAUGACACUCUUAUUGAAACUGCAGACUAUGCUGGGCUUAUCAUUCCGCCUGCUCCUACAAAGCCUGACUUUGAUGGCCCUCGAGAAAAGAUGCAGAAAUUGGGAGAGGGUGAAGGGUCUAUGACCAAAGAAGAAUUUGCUAAGAUGAAGCAAGAGCUGGAAGCUGAGUAUCUUGCGGUCUUUAAGAAGACUGUGUCCUCCCAUGAAGUCUUUCUGCAGCGGCUCUCUUCUCACCCUGUUCUCAGUAAAGAUCGCAACUUCCAUGUGUUCCUGGAAUAUGAUCAGGAUCUAAGUGUUAGGCGGAAAAAUACCAAAGAGAUGUUUGGUGGCUUUUUCAAAAGUGUGGUGAAAAGUGCUGAUGAGGUCCUUUUUUCUGGAGUUAAGGAGGUAGAUGACUUCUUUGAGCAAGAGAAGAAUUUCCUCAUUAACUAUUACAAUAGGAUCAAGGAUUCAUGUGCAAAAGCUGACAAAAUGACCCGAUCUCAUAAAAAUGUUGCAGAUGAUUAUAUCCACACUGCAGCCUCUCUGCAUAGCCUGGCUUUAGAAGAGCCCACGGUCAUCAAAAAGUACCUAUUGAAGGUUGCUGAGCUAUUUGAAAAACUUAGGAAAGUAGAAAGUCGAGUCUCCUCAGAUGAAGACUUAAAGCUGACAGAGCUUCUCCGAUACUACAUGCUCAACAUAGAGGCUGCUAAGGAUCUCUUAUACAGACGCACCAAAGCCCUCACUGACUAUGAGAACUCAAACAAAGCCUUGGAUAAGGCCCGCUUGAAAAGCAAAGAUGUUAAGUUGGCUGAGGCAAACCAGCAGGAAUGCUGCCAGAAAUUUGAACAGCUUUCUGAAUCCGCAAAAGAAGAACUAAUCAAUUUCAAACGAAAGAGAGUGGCAGCAUUUAGAAAGAAUCUAAUUGAAAUGUCUGAACUGGAAAUAAAGCAUGCCAGGAACAAUGUCUCCCUCCUGCAGAGCUGCAUUGAUUUGUUCAAGAACAACUGAUCUGCCUUUUCUCUGAAUGAAGGACACGAAUGUGAAAGAAAGCCAGCAUCACUUGCACUUAAAUCAUCACAGAAGAUUUAUUACCUUUGACUUUAGUUUAAAAUUAUGUGAAUAAAUAUUUUGAUUUCUAAAAAUCUUAACACUUAACCAUGUUGGUUUAAAAAUAUUUCUAUUGCAUGCUAAUUGGACAUAACAAAUCUUUUCCUUAUGCAUUUAAUACCUCAAAGUGGGCAGAAUCUACAUGCUGAGUUCUCCUGUAAUUUGUCUUUAGUUAUAAAGAGUGCAGGAAACAUGUGCCUUCUGGAACCAAGUACAAGCAAUGGCUUGGCACAUGUUGUCUCAUGGUUUCAUGUGCCCAUGUCCCUACAAACCAGUAAUUUAGAGUAGGUGCCACUGACAACAAAUAAGUCAGCUGCUUGUUGCAGGUAACAUAUACAUUCCAUUCCUUAAUGUGAUUCCCCCCUGCCCUUAUACUCAUGGUUCUUUAGUCACCUUAAGUGACUGUACUAUAACAAGAGCGAGAAAAUCUCAUUUAUAUACCCUUUGCAGCUCCAUUUUUUUGUAGUUGGGAUAUAAAUAUUUGAGGGGAGAGAAAUAUCUUAGGGUAUAAGAACAAAUAAUAUGGCCUACUUUAGAAGAUGGCCAGUCUAAGAUGUGAGCCCCCUUCCUGACUGUAGGGGGAGGUGUGUGUGUGUGUGUGUGUGUGUGUACUUUGUAUAAUAAAAUAAUAAAUCAUGUUACCAUAUGGAGUGUUUUUGUGGAAAACAAGGCCCAGGUGUGCC